AUGUGGCUCGACGAUUCGUUAAUGUUGUCACCGUAUUUUGAAAUAAUCUUCGUAAUACAGAUUUUUAGCGCGUUCCUGGUUGGUACGUGCUACCAUUGCUUCGACAAUCUUUUAUUCGUUAUAAAUCUGCACAUUGCCAGUCAAUUUCGUAUUUUGCAAUACAGAUUUUCAAAUAUAUGCGAUAUAAAUGACCGCGAACGUUAUACAACUUUGGAAAGAUCGUCGUACACCAUAGAUAAAUACGCAACGUUUAAAACUUACGUCAAACAACAUCAAAUGCUCAUUGAAUAUUGUACUAAACUCGAGAAUGUGUUCAGUGUAAUAGCACUCGUGCAGGUGAUACUCUUCAGCUUAUUAAUUUGUCUCGAUGGAUAUUUGAUACUUAUGGUUAGUAGCAAUCGCGUUGCAUCGUCGUAUUCCGAAGAGAUUGCUCGAAUAAAACGUCUUACUUUCAUAUUUCAUGUAAUGGGUUGUAUGUGUCAAUUAUUAAUGUUCACGUACAGUUGUAAUUGCUUGAUAGAAGACAGCGAAUAUGUGAUGAACGCCAUUUACACGAGUUCAUGGUCGCUCCUGCCAAUGGACAAAUAUGGAAAAAUGUUACGCAAAGAUUUGAUGUUCGUCAUGAUGAGAUCCAGAGCACCCUGUUGCUUGACUGCCUGUGGAUUCUUCGCUGUAUCGCUGGAAACAUAUACAGGAGUAAGCAAUAUUGUGUACGUCUUAUAGCUAUCGAUUUAGUCCUUUUGUCGUGGAAACCUC
Molecule: messenger RNA, 756 nt
Organism: Bombus pascuorum
Lineage: Eukaryota; Metazoa; Arthropoda; Insecta; Hymenoptera; Apidae
Product: odorant receptor Or2-like
Exons: 3
Coding region: 1-723 (240 amino acids)
Biological process (GO): detection of chemical stimulus involved in sensory perception of smell; sensory perception of smell
Cellular component (GO): plasma membrane
Molecular function (GO): odorant binding; olfactory receptor activity
Source: RefSeq, a predicted model, not a curated record